Molecule: messenger RNA, 1566 nt
Organism: Entamoeba invadens IP1
Lineage: Eukaryota; Evosea; Mastigamoebida; Endamoebidae
Exons: 2
Coding region: 1-1566 (521 amino acids)
Source: RefSeq, a predicted model, not a curated record
AUGGCAAAUAUAAAAGCCAAUAUAGAAACUGUUAAAUCACUGUCGAAGAUGAUAGUUCUCAUACAAGUAAUCACGCUUUUCUUAUGUACAGUCCACUCCACGGAAACAGAUGAACUUGUUGACCCACUUUGUAUGACCGACUUUGUAGCUGUAGAUAUGAGUUCGGAUCAGGCUCAUAUAGUCAAGCAAAAACUGUGUUAUGACCGCAUACCCAAUUAUACACACGUUAUCCAUGGAUAUGACAUUCAAUCAAUUUGCUUUGUGCACGAAGAUUAUAUGAAUGUCAAUAAGAGCACAGGAAGAAUUAAUAGAUGUGGUGAGUGGCUUCAAUUAAUCGGCCCGAGUGAGAAAGUAGUCGACUGUAUGGUGGCUGGAUAUAUAGUCAUAGAGACUGACGGAUCCACCGAGGCGAUUGAACGAAGAACUAUAGGUGUUCCCACAAACAUCUUUGCUCGACUGACUUCUGGUGCGGACAAUGCCGCCAAUUAUGUGACACAAGUCACUUUAUUUGAAGUUGCGUUUGAUCUGGGAGUGUCUCCGUCACUCUAUGUCUUAAAUAGAACAGAGGACACAGUCACCAUUCAAUUCACAGAUCACAAUAGGCCAACAGAGAAGAUGGCAGUGGAAUAUAACAACACAAUUAAAUCGUAUUACAAAGAGUUUGACGACACUUACAUCAUCCCAAGAAUUAAAGAUGAUAUCAACAUCCAAAUGGUCUCUUUUGAUGAUGAAAAGAUUAGAUUCAUGGCAAUCAACUUGGACAAAGAAGACUCCGCCACGGCGCGUGUGAGGUUCCCAGCAUACAAAACAAAGCCCUGCAAGUUCAGCGCGGACACUGAGAUCUUCGACAGAGAUGUCAAGUUGGUCGAGAAACUGACGUUCCAAAAAUGGCAAGUUUGGAUGCUGAAUGAAAAACUUGAUGCGACAAUGUUUGAGUGGGGAAACAACGACAUUUCAUUGACAGCAGAAGGCGGAAAUCUGACGAUUGGAUUUGCUUAUGCGACUGCUUUGAGAAUACAAAAGGACUUUAAAGAGCUCAGAGUCGAGAUGGAAAUAGAUGGAGACUAUGAGUUCAUGCAGUCCCAUCUGUUACACGACACUUCGCUAUUGGAAAUGAACUUUGCGACCAUUUCAGUUGUACAAGCCGGUCUACCAACUCAAUACUUCAGACCGAGCGGAGGGAAGACCCUUGAAUUGAAAGUGGCAUUUAACAUUAAGAGUAUGUUAUAUGCAAAUGUUAUAACUAUCACUCAAAAGUUAAGCAAAGGCACUCACGUUGUACUGAAAAGUGCAAAUCUGAUAAGGGAAGAGGAAAUGAAAAAGUCUGACCAAUGCAAUUCAACGGCGUUUGAUUGUUUGAACACUGAAUGCACAAUAGACAAUGGAACAUUUGAAGAUGGAGUGUCACCUUUCAUAAGUGGAUGUAUACCAGCAUGUGGCGUAUGUAGAGAUGGGUUUGUCUGCUCUAAACAUGGAAUAUGUGUUACAGAGCCAGUGUAUAAUUUAAGGGAAGCUACUACUGGUGUUGCUCUAUUUUUGGCUCUCAUAUUCAUUUCUUUGUUGUAA